Chlamydomonas reinhardtii is the source of this 735-nucleotide messenger RNA. RefSeq lists its product as uncharacterized. NCBI's taxonomy places the organism in Eukaryota, Viridiplantae, Chlorophyta, Chlorophyceae, Chlamydomonadales, Chlamydomonadaceae. Bases 95 to 370 code for a protein of 91 amino acids. The record is from RefSeq and is a predicted model, not a curated record. The transcript has 4 exons.
UUCAAGGGAUACUAGUUAGUUUGAAUUUGCGAUACGGCACCGGCAUAUAAGCAACGCUUCCGCACAAUACCCAGACGUCAAAUUCUUUGAAACAAUGGCUCCCGAGGGUGUUGCUGUUGGCGCUGCCAUGAUUCCGGUGCUGGUGGGAGGCGUUCUGGGAGCUGGCAUUGGCACGAUGCUCCUCUACGGAGGCGCCAUUGAGGCCGGCGAGGCUGAGAACAUCUUCGCGGAGGAGGGCGAUGCCAAGCCCGCCGUCGCACACAGCGCCCACGAGGGCCUGAAGCAGGAGACCCAGGUCAAGCUGGCUGCUGCCUCUGCCUACGAGCGCCGCAAGGUGCCCAGCCGUGGCUUCGCUGCCAUGUUCCUCUAAGCAGGAGAGGCAUGUGUGAUUGGGAUCAAACGUUUAAGCACAACGGACAACAGCCAUGCUUAUGAUGACAGCAUGAUGAGCUGACCGACUGGCGAGCUGGUGCGCGGUUUGAUUGGACGAGAGGAAGGAUGGGCUGGGUGCAGGCUUCUGGAGGCUUCUGGUUAAGUGUAUGUGGAGUUUGGGAGCAUAGCGUAGAUUUGCUGGUAUUGGAGUAGUGAAGCAGUGGCAAUCCACAGGGGGUGGGCACCUUGAGGCUGCCUUAGACCUGGGUUGACGUGGUGCCAUUUGGGUGCGCAAGGAAGGGUGUUUGUAAUGCUUUGCAACACGCAUGCCGCCGUCCGCCAAUUUGCCAAUGGGACUGAUCA